Molecule: messenger RNA, 933 nt
Organism: Pararge aegeria (speckled wood butterfly)
Lineage: Eukaryota; Metazoa; Arthropoda; Insecta; Lepidoptera; Nymphalidae
Product: TLC domain-containing protein 5-like
Exons: 4
Coding region: 156-899 (247 amino acids)
Cellular component (GO): membrane
Source: RefSeq, a predicted model, not a curated record
UGUUUACUUGCCAUUCAAAUAAUAAAUAUAAAAAUGUAUUAAAUUGAUACGAUAAUGGUAUUUAAAUGGUAAAAUAAACAUGACCAUAUACCUACCUAUAAAAUCCUACAACUAAAACUACUUUAAUAACUUUCAUUUUAUAAUUCGGAUUAUUUAUGGCGUCUCAUGAACUAUCAACGGCAUCUUUGCUGAAAUUGUGCUCAUUUGCCUUCUGGGGAUGGUCCUACAUUUGGGUUACUAAUGCGGCACCAAAAAAAAGCCCAGAGUGGCAUUCGAGGAUGGUAACAUUACUGCAUGGGUCUAUUGCUACCUUAGUAGGGGUGCAUCAAUGUGGCAUUACCUCCGUCGACCAAUGCAGACUCACUAUGAAAAUAUCUUACGGCGAGUACGCACUAAUGCUGUGGUCGUGGGGAUACUUCGCCUUUGACCUGCUGUGGUGCCUCGUCUACAUGAGCAACAGCCUCGUCAUCCUGGCACACCACCUGACCGCACUGAUCGCUGUCAAUAUCUACUUGAGUAAAGCCUAUGCCGGGUGCACUUUUGCUUGCACGCUUGCGCUCAUGGAAAUAACAAAUCCGUUUCUGCAAACCCGGUGGUUGCUGCGUUACGAAGGAUAUGGUCAAACUUUAAUUUUCUACCUGGUGGAAAUAAUAUACUUCGUCAUGUUCCUGACUAUACGCGCAUUUUUCUGCACUUACCUGGUCUUCGAAAUGCUCAAUUCUGACUUUCUCGACAUGGACGAAAAGAUAAUUUCCGUGUCCUUAUACAUAGUGUCCUUAAUCCUCGUGUAUGAGAUACUUAGUUACGUUACGUACAAGUAUAAAAAUAAAAUUGAGGAAUUUAAAGGGUUUGCCAAUGAAGUCAGGGUAAAUGUAGCGAUAAAUGAAAUAGUGCCUUGAGAUACAAUAAAUGACAUUUAAUAAAAAAGUGCAA